AUGGUGCAAAUAAUAAUUAAAUAUGUAGAAAGACUGAUAGAGAGUAGAAAAGUUUUAAUUCUGAGAAAACGCUUCAGACCGGAUGAAGACCCGAAAGUUAAUGUGACGCUGGAUUCAGCUGUGAAAGACGUACUCGUUGCGGUGUCCGGUUAUAAACCAGCGAUACAUGUCGGAAGCAAGCUAAACGAUACAAUUAUCGUUGAACACAUUGCAGAUACAGAAAAAGCAAAAAUAAUAGCCUGGAAUAAUACAGAACCAGGAGAUUAUCACAUUGAAAUAAAAACUGGAAGUGGCACGAUUAAUACAUUAUUGACAAUAUAUGGAACAAGUAAAAUUACCUUUAGUUAUGGAUUCUCUGUUCUUAAGCCUAAAUAUAUGAACGAAACUACAAACAGACCAGUUGCAGGUAAAUGA
Molecule: messenger RNA, 414 nt
Organism: Papilio xuthus (Asian swallowtail)
Lineage: Eukaryota; Metazoa; Arthropoda; Insecta; Lepidoptera; Papilionidae
Exons: 4
Coding region: 1-414 (137 amino acids)
Source: RefSeq, a predicted model, not a curated record